UGUCUGUGAAUGUCAGAUGUAGCUCAGUCCCGGCCACCCCAGCGGUCCCUAUACCGUGAUCCUGGACCCUCCCCAGGAGCAGGGUCUGUUCCCAAGGGUACUGGGCUGUAGCUCAACACCAGGCUAAAGCCCCAGCCCAACCGCCCUCCUCCUUGAGACAGGAUCCAUCCUGACACAGCCAGACCCUUUGGCCAGAACAUGACAGCCAGGAGGGGAGUGGUGAGGGCACCCUCUGUGCCCAUGUCCCCGUCCCUGGACACCCCAUCAGCACAGUACAUUGCCCAGUCCCAAACAUGCUCUGUGCUGGGUCUCACACAAGGCUGCAUUCAGUCGGGACUGGGCAAUUAAACUGGGAAGGGGCCAAUGCUGUCAUCUAACACGGGUACGAGUUAUCAGUGCUCUUAUGUAACCUGUUGCAUAAAGGGGGGUGGGCAGGGACUGCUGCCAGCAGUGGGGGCUAUAAAGGCGGGUGUGAGAAGAGGCAGGACUGUGUAGCCUCUCCAGCCUGUAUCCAGACCCCGGAGAAAGGAUGACCACAGUGCUGCUGAGCCUGGUGCUGGCCCUGCUCUGCCUGCUGAGAGCAGGUGCCGAGGUCCCUGUGCAGCUGGACUUCAACAUGGGGAAGUUUGCAGGGAGGUGGCAUAUCGGGGCUGCCAUUUCCAACUGCCCCGUGUUCCUGAGCAUGAAGGACAAGAUGAAGUCGUCCAUUGCCACCAUCAGCUUCACACCGGAGGGGCACCUGGCUAUGGAGGCUAUCUUCCCCCUGCCAGAAGAAUGCAAAAAGGUUAAGCUGCUCUUCCAGAAGAGUGGACAGCCAGGGCACUACACCAGCACAGAAAAUCAAGAAAAAACGGACUUGAGUGUGAUGGAUACGGACUACAAGCACUAUGCCAUCGUGUACACCCUGAGGGACCGCGGCCAGGAGCCCAGCACCAUGCUCCAGCUCUACACAAGGAAGCAGGAUGUGAGCCCCCAGCUCCUGCAGAAGUUCAAAGAGCUCUUCCAUUCUGUGGGCCUGACUGAGGACAUGCUGGCCAUCCUGCCACAGUCAGAUCAGUGCACCAAGGCUCUCGCGUGAGCGUGGUCAGGGGAAGCUGGGCUGAACAGCCCCCCAGUCCCUGCUAACCCUUCAUCCAUCCGUCCUGGCUUCCUGCAGCUGAGGGGCUGACACAAGAGCUGUGUCCUCCAGAGCUGGUGGAGUCCAGGCUCAGCUCCCCCCUGCCGCCCCGGUGCCUCUUCCCAUCCUCUGCCAGACCUGCUGCUCCACACCAGGAGCACACCUCUCCCGCUGAAAUAAACAGGUGCAAAAGCUGCCCCAGAA
Messenger RNA from Oxyura jamaicensis (ruddy duck), 1321 nucleotides. RefSeq names its product lipocalin-15-like. NCBI's taxonomy places the organism in Eukaryota, Metazoa, Chordata, Aves, Anseriformes, Anatidae. The record is from RefSeq and is a predicted model, not a curated record. The transcript has 6 exons. Bases 530 to 1078 code for a protein of 182 amino acids. Gene Ontology annotation, molecular function: small molecule binding.